This is a messenger RNA of Corylus avellana, 1440 nucleotides long. RefSeq lists its product as uncharacterized. Lineage: Eukaryota; Viridiplantae; Streptophyta; Magnoliopsida; Fagales; Betulaceae. The record is from RefSeq and is a predicted model, not a curated record.
AAAAAAAAAUAACCCAACUUGGAGUCCGCCCCAGACACCGAAACUGAAACCCCCAAUCCAGCCAAGUUUUGACGGAAUACCCGUCGUCUUGCGCAGCGUUUUCUCCCAAAUUCAAAAAUCCCUUAAAGAAUUAUAUAAAUCUAAACCCACCUCACUGCCUACUCUGAAUCAGAAAAAAAGAAUUAGGGCUAGGGUUUUGAACAAAGAUGAAAGCUUCUCUCAAGUUUCGCGAGGACCAGAAGCCGCUUCUCAGAGCCAAAGUCCCACUCAGCAUUUUAGGCUUGCCGUUCCAGUCCGGAAUUGUCGCCGGCGAGUCGAAGGAGCUCACGCUCAAUCUCGGCACCUUCUUCGAAUCCGGGCCGUCUUUUAAGAUCGCUUACCGCCCCAACGACACGUGGAACCCGUUCUCGCUCGUGGUCAAGACCGGGACGGGGCCCUAUGGCUCGCCCAUCUCGAGCUCCAUGCUGAUGAGCGCCGAGUUCAAUCUGAUUGGCCGAGGAAACCCUAGCUUUAUGCUGCACUUCAAGCCUCAAUUUGGGGAUUUCUCCGUUAAGAAAUCGCAGUCCUCGGUCUUCGAUAGGACGGCGGUUGUACCUCGGGAUGGCGUUGUUUCGGGGGACGAUGCGUCGAUUGAGGUGGUGGAGAACCCGGUAAUCAACGGCGCGUUCUACGGCAAGAAAAUUACGGCCUUGGCACCGGAUUGGCCGGCCGGAGCGAUAUCCAGCCUGUUCUCCGGGAUGGAGGUGGCGGCGAGGACGAACUUACCGGUGAGAAGCCGCGCCGUUGUUAACUUCCGGUGGGGGGUUAGGGUUCCAGCGGAAUCGAAGACGGGGGGUAAUAAUCAAACGGCCGGGAUUCCGUUCCAGAAGAUCCCCUUCUUGGUCAUGAACAAAAUCGGGAUCGAACACGUGGACGGAGGGGAUUCCAAGAAGACCACAUCCAAGGCGGGCCCGGAUUCGGCCCUCCCUGUCCCUGCUAAUGUUGACGUGGCGGAGGCCUGUUUUGGUGUUAAGCGUCAGCUGGAGGUCUUGCAAGCGGAUAAUGGGUUGUUGAAAAAUGCCGUGGAGGAUCUCCGGAGAGAAUUCGCCGCCGGCGCUAAAUCGUUCUCGCCGGUGGGAGAAUCGAGCCCCGGCAAAUACCGGGACGCUGAAAGAAAUGGAAAUAAAGGGUCAGGCGGCAAAUCGGACCGCCGAAACGGCGAGAAUGAGGAGCUGAAAAAGGCGUUGAUGGGCGCUACCGGUGCUUGAAUUCGUCGAAAUGGCAACUAAAAUUUUGUGAGUUUUGCUUCGUUGGUUCUGAAUAUUGUUAGUAUUUGUUUUUGUUUCUUUAGUCAUGUCGCAAGGGAGAAACUUGCAUAUGUAAAUUGUUAUUUCUUUUGGGCUUGCACUUUUAUAUCAUAUUAUUUAUAGAAAAAAAUGAUAAUAAUUUGAAGUUGUUUUA